AUGAGAAAGAUCAAAUUGUCUUUCUCUCAAUCCACGACUAGACCCGCCAGUCCUACUACUACUCCCAUACCUACGCCAUACAAAGCCGCCGCACAUCCUGUUGGCGCGGCAUUGGCACUUCCCUCAACAAACGUCCCGGCCGCCGCUGUCUUAGCAGCACCACCAAAAGUCGAACAUUGCAUCGACUCCGCCGACACUGGUGCAAUGGCCCCCUGUUGCGUAAUACCUCCACCCGGGCCGGAGACUGUCACACCCAUUCCACCUCCUUCCAAGACCCCUGUGCACUUUGCGGACUCUAAUUGA
Letharia columbiana is the source of this 303-nucleotide messenger RNA. RefSeq lists its product as uncharacterized. The record is from RefSeq and is a predicted model, not a curated record. Bases 1 to 303 code for a protein of 100 amino acids. Lineage: Eukaryota; Fungi; Ascomycota; Lecanoromycetes; Lecanorales; Parmeliaceae. The transcript has 2 exons.